This is a messenger RNA of Oncorhynchus tshawytscha (Chinook salmon), 1946 nucleotides long. RefSeq lists its product as uncharacterized. The record is from RefSeq and is a predicted model, not a curated record. The coding region runs from base 139 to 885 and encodes 248 amino acids. The transcript is spliced from 5 exons. Lineage: Eukaryota; Metazoa; Chordata; Actinopteri; Salmoniformes; Salmonidae. Gene Ontology annotation, molecular function: peroxiredoxin activity.
GGGUGGAUGAGUCAAAGAGGCGUGCUUAAUGGGAGUGACAUAAAUACUAGACGAUGAUUGGUUUUUCAACCUCACAAAAGACCUCCCCCGAUUACCUUUUUCAAAAGAGGAAGUAAGUUCAUUUUGCUGUUACUUGACAUGGCGCCUGGAAGUGUUUGGAGAUUAAUUCGUCACUGUAACCUUGCUUCCCUUCGGUAUGUGGGGUGCACGUUAUGGCAGCAGAACGCACCUGUGGCCGUGGGGGCCGCGGCGAACAGUAGACAGUUCUCUAGCGAUGCUCCCCCGCAGAACAUCAGCCGAUACCCGAUUCCAAACAAGAAAGACCUGCCAUUCGACAUGUUAGAACUAAUGGAGGAGGUGGAGACCAAGGGAGGCUUCCUUCCCAAUGUCUUCAAGGUCCUGGCACAUCGUCCAGCAGAGUUCCGUGCUUUCUUUUCCUAUUACAAUGAACUGAUGAACAAGGAGACAGGGGGACUAACGAAGGCUGACAGGGAGCUGAUUGUGGUCGCCACCAGUAUCCACAACCAGUGUCUCUACUGCGUCGUGUCUCACAGUGCACUGCACCGCAUCUACUCUAAGAAACCCACACUGGCUGACCAGGUGAUUGUAAACUAUGAGAACGCAGAGCUGUCCCCUCGGGAGCGGGUCAUGCUGGACUUUGCUCUGGCCGUGUGUCGCAGCGACACCGUCACCGACCAGCACUUUCUGUCCCUGGAGGAAGUGGGCUUUGACCGGGAGGACGCCUGGGACAUCGCUGCCAUCGCUGCUUUCUUUGCCAUGUCCAAUCGGCUGGCCCACCUGACCGACAUGAGACCCAACGCAGAGUUCUACAACAUGGGCCGUAUGCCCCGGGACAAGACCAAGUGGGAGGGAGAGGGCAAGUAGUGAGGUGACAAGGGAUACAGAAAACAUCACACAGACUUUAAGUUUCUUCCUAUUGAUUUUUAUGGGUGUCUUAACCAGAGACUCAAGAGGCCAGGGGACCUAUCUAAGCAUGUGAUAUCAAAUGUGACUGUUUAGGGCCGGUCUGCCACACAAUAUCUACAGUAGAACCUGUUCAUGUUACUUUGUGGAGGUCUCUGGGCUCAAUUGUUAACUGAGGAUUUUGAUAUGUUAAAUUGAGUUUGGUUGUAAGUAUGUGAAACUCAGGGUAUAUAUCUCUGUAAUAUUCACUCUAGGAAAGGCAUUUGGGAUGUCUGAUAGUCAGGCAGUAACAUAAUGGAACACUCAAUGCUAUGCAAUGACAAUAAGGAAUUUAUCUUCUGUUUCUCUCUCUCCCUCUGUCAAUUUGGUUAAAAUAGAACAAGCCCUGCUGUCCUGUCCUCUUGGUUCAUAACAUCUCCAUGUACACUGAGUUUACAAAACCUAAUGAAUACUUCUUUCUCAUGACAGACUGACCAAGUGAAUCCAGAUGAAAGCUUUGUCACGUUAAAUCCACUUCAAUCAGUGUAGGUAGAUGAAGGGGAGCAGAUGGGUUAAAUAUAGUUUAAAAAUAUUUUUUGUAAUGCCUUUAGACAAUUGUGACAUGGCCUGUGUAUGGGUGCCAUUAAGAGGGUGAAAGGGCAAGACAAAAGAUUAAGUGCCUUUAUUUUUUAGAAUCUAAAAUCAUUAGAUAAACCAAUUUAAUUUUCAUAAGCAUUGCAGAAUUUAAUUACCUUUUCUGGCUGUGAUGGGUUCAUAUUCCUGAAGGAGCCAUACAACAAAUUACUAUGUACACCUCAUUUCAUUGGACCUAGUAAAUAGAUAGGCUAUGUAUUUCAGGUUUUACAACAUCAUAGACAGUGCGGUUUAUAAUACCGGUAUACAGUAACAGCUGAUAUUUUACAUUGAUGUGUAUGUAUCAAGUUGUCACAUGCACAAGUACAGUGAAAUGCCUUUCUUGCUCUUUCCCAACAAUGCAGUAAUGACUACCAGUAGUACUAUAAAUAAAAAAUGCAAACUUUUAA